This is a messenger RNA of Schistocerca gregaria, 4200 nucleotides long. RefSeq names its product homeobox protein homothorax (gene hth). The transcript has 14 exons. Bases 508 to 2058 code for a protein of 516 amino acids. Gene Ontology annotation, biological process: eye development; positive regulation of transcription by RNA polymerase II; positive regulation of cell population proliferation. Gene Ontology annotation, molecular function: DNA-binding transcription activator activity, RNA polymerase II-specific; RNA polymerase II cis-regulatory region sequence-specific DNA binding. NCBI's taxonomy places the organism in Eukaryota, Metazoa, Arthropoda, Insecta, Orthoptera, Acrididae. The record is from RefSeq and is a predicted model, not a curated record.
AGUUGGCAGAAGACUGCGGAGCGCGCAGGACCUCGUGUGCGUGCUGGGGCCCUGUCUCGGCGCGGCGGACGGCAACGCACAGCACAAAUCGCUCGCAACAGCUGCACUACCGCAUGCAGUGAUCGACGCGCGCGCCUCCCUGUCUACUUCUGCCACGCGGGUGCCGUUGGAAGUGGAGCGAGCGAAGCGACGCCGCGCGGGGUCCGGAACGACGCAGCAACGAGAGCGCCUCGAGCAAGAAGUGUGACCGUGUGCCGCCCUCGUCGCUACCACCAUGUGCUUACUGUCGUGUGCGGUGACAUCGUGAAUACGCUGGGCAGCGGGUCGUUUUCGCCGCCGGAGCAAAACUCGCGCCGCUGCCUCCGUUGUUUGUGGUGCUUUUCCGACGAGAGGGCGAGAGGGGUGGGGGAGGAAACCGACAGAGGGGGCGCGAAAGGGUGGCAGUAGUGGAUGUGGUGUUGACUCGACGGUGCGAAAGUGGAUUUCGCCGGGGCAGCGAGAGCGUUCAUGGCUCAGCCACGGUACGAUGACGGCAUCCACCCGUACAUGGAGGCGGCUGGUGGCGCGUCCGCGGCGGCGGCGGCGGCGGCCGCGAUGUACGCAGACCCGCACCGCAGCGCGCAGCUGGGGCUGGCGCAGCACCACUCCCCGCACGUGGCGCACUCGAUGCACCAGUACCACGCGCACCAGCCACACCAGCCGCCCGCGGCCAACCACGUGGCGCCCGUCGCCAACCACGUCAUGGGCGCCGCCGUGCCCGACGUCCACAAGCGCGACAAGGACGCCAUCUACGGGCACCCCCUGUUCCCGCUUCUGGCGCUCAUCUUCGAGAAGUGCGAGCUGGCGACGUGCACCCCGCGGGAGCCCGGCGUCGCGGGAGGCGACGUCUGCUCUUCUGAGUCCUUCAACGAGGACAUCGCCGUCUUCUCCAAGCAGAUUCGGCAGGAGAAGCCGUACUACAUAGCGGAUCCCGAAGUCGAUUCACUCAUGGUACAGGCGAUCCAGGUUCUUCGGUUUCACCUGCUGGAACUGGAAAAGGUGCACGAGCUGUGCGACAACUUCUGCCACCGGUACAUCAGCUGCCUGAAGGGCAAGAUGCCCAUAGACCUGGUGAUCGACGAGCGGGAGUCGAGCAAGCCCCCGGAGCCUAUGGGCUCCACCAACGGCGACGGCGGCGCGCGCAGCACGGCUGACUCCACGUCGCACACGGACGGCGCCAGCACCCCCGACGUGAGGCCGCCCAGCUCGACGCUGUCGUACGGAGGUCCCGGGAACGACGACGUGCGGUCCCCGGGCUCGGGUGCGGGCGGCACGCCGGGCCCGCUGUCGCAGCAGCCGCCGUCGCAGCCGGGCGUCGACGCCGCAGACCCAGGCAAGUGGUGCCCGCGGCGCGAGUGGCCCAGCCCGGCCGACACCCGCGCCAGCGACGCGCGCCGCGGCGUCCUCUACUCGUCCGUCUUCCUCGGCAGCCCCGGAGAGUACAACGAGGCUAGCGCGGGCUACGCGGCGGCGAGCGCGUUUGCGUAUUCGGCGCGGGGCAGCGUCUCGCCGGCCGACUCGGCGCUGCCGGCCACGCCCGAUGCCGCCGGACGCCGCAGUUGGACAAGUGACGCGAGCAACGCGAGUAUCGGCAGCGGAGAAGGCACGGGCGAGGAGGACGACGACACGAACGGCAAGAAGAACCAGAAGAAGCGCGGCAUCUUCCCCAAGGUGGCCACCAACAUCCUCAGGGCGUGGCUGUUCCAGCACCUGACGCAUCCGUACCCUUCGGAAGACCAGAAAAAGCAGCUGGCGCAGGAUACGGGGUUAACGAUCCUGCAAGUGAAUAACUGGUUCAUCAACGCGAGACGGAGGAUCGUGCAGCCGCUCAUAGACCAAUCAAACAGAGCGGGCGUGAGCGUGUUCUCGCCGCACGCAGGCCCCAGCGGCGCCUACAGCCCGGACGGCGCCUCCAUGGGCUACAUGAUGGACGGCCAGCAGAUGAUGCACCGGCCGCCGGGCGACCCCGCCUUCCACAACGAGUACCACUACCCGCCCCAGUACUACGGCCACCUGUAGUGCUAGGCGCCGACACGCUCCCUCCUCGCACGGCCGCGCGCCCGCCACCACACACAGACGCGGUGCCCACGAGCUUAGCCGCAGGCCGCGCCGGCUCGCGGUCCGCUGGCCCGGCACCAAGGAGGCGGUGCUCACCACGACGUCGACGGCACCGCCGCUGCAGCCGCUCGUCAAGAGGCGGGGAGAAGCGACGGCGCCUCUGCCGUGGACGCCGGUGCCACCGACCCCUGCGGGUGCCUGGCGGAGGCGCCGCCCCCGCACCGCCCGCUCCGCGACGCGAUCGCUCUUUGUACAAAUGUCGCAGAGAUUACGGGAAGACUUGUACAAAACACGAAGCAGAAAUUCGUAUACCAUUUACAAGAUUUCGUUGUUAGCACCGGACUGGACAUUUUGCGUUUUAAGUGUUUUCGCCUGUACUUUUUCAGUAUCGGCGCGGGAAGCGCCGAUGUUGGUUAAUACGUUUGUGGGAGAGUGCUGUGUUUCUUAUUUCAAGAAAUGUGAUGUGUGUAAAAAAGAAAAGAAAAGGUGGAGGAAGUGUGGCACGCGCCCGAGAGAAGUGAUCGCAUUCACUCGUAUACGGCUGCGGAAACGAGGAGAGACGAACAGACCUGCGCUGGUUGCAGCCCGCCACGCUUUCGCCGCAGAGACUCGCCGAGGUCUUCGCAGACAUCACAGACAGUGAAAUAACAAACACGACGAAGGAAACCAGAAAUUGCUCGAGGAGAUCGAAAGACGAGGAACGGACCCUGUAGAGAGAAUACAAUAGCAAUUACAAUAUUAUAUAUAAUGUAUCAUAAUGUUACUUGUGGAUAGACUGCGCGUUGUUUACGAGUUGAUGCGCCGCCCAGGAGCUCAGUUUGCCACCUGGGGGGCUCUCGUCAAAGUGAUGUAACGUUUAGCAUAGACACCCAUCCCUCCCUCCCUCCAAACUUUCCUCCACCCCCCCUCCACCAGACCCGUCCCCACGCCCGUGCAGCCUCGUACGCCAGACCGUUCCGUUCCUUUGCAAACCAGUUGGAUAUCGUUUCACUUUUUGUAUAACCCCUCUCUCCUUCCUUCCAACCUUCCUUUCUUCCCGCCCUUCCACUCUAGAGGCCUGUCCCUUUUUUCCGAUCUCGUCUUUACCAUAUGUUCGAGUAAGCAUGAAGUACUGUUGUGCAAAAAAAAUAUAAUAUUUCAAAAGGUUGUGCUGUUAUAAAGGAUAAAAAAAAGAAAACUUAAUUGUUAUAUCUGUUGUGACUUUUCUUUUUGUUCUGUUCGCUUUUACCGCUAACUCUCGUCUGCUCCCCGUCCGGAUCGCCGGUUUCUUCCCUUUAUAACUCCUUUUCCACUUCCCAGACACGUUUUUAAUGAACAAGAUAUACGUAAGUUACUGCAACUUAGAUAACUAUCGAAAUGUGUGGUCUUCUGCAUACAUUAUAGACUAAUAAUACUUAAUACACAGGUAUACAUGAAUAUUGAAACUCAGGUGCAUAGUUUUCUUCAAGUCUUAAUGCUGGGUGCUGCAGCAUUGGCAAUGGCUGUGGGUAAUGGAGAACUACGAUAAUCGAAUACUGAUGUAUACGGCUACUGACUAAAAUUGUAUUUCAGAAAUUGUCGACUACUUCUAUUACAUAAAAGUGGAAUGAUAAAGUUUUUAAAUUUUUUGAACUCAUACCAAAAAGUAUUUAAUAUAUGCACAAUAUAAUUUAUUGUAUUUGUAAAUACAGUGAAAUACUGGUUUAAUUUAGCGGUGUAUAUUUUCAGUAUAGUGAAUAAAAAAAUGGAUCUCCUUGUAUACUGAAUAAGACAAUUUGCUGUGUUUUAUAAAGAGCUAAAUUUCAACGGAGUCUGUGAUCAAAGUUCUCCUACAGCCUCAGUGCUUACGUUACCACCAGCAGUGUAACACUACAAUUGGAACUGCUUGUGAGAACUUGUCUAAGAGUCACGACUGUGCUUUAGCGAAGCACUUUACCCCUGUGGCUUGACCUCACCACCAUAUCAAACACCGUGUGGAGGCUACUGCAGUAGUGUGCCUACUGUUUAGAUAAAUAUUUUCAUGUUUCAUCACUCUUGAAUAUACAUUUUCGUCUGUCAUGGAAAAGAAAAAAAGAUUACUCGAUAUCUUUGCUAAAAUAUAGCUCAGAAUGCAGGCAAUUUAAA